Messenger RNA from Dendroctonus ponderosae (mountain pine beetle), 3248 nucleotides. RefSeq names its product discoidin domain-containing receptor 2. Lineage: Eukaryota; Metazoa; Arthropoda; Insecta; Coleoptera; Curculionidae. Gene Ontology annotation, biological process: protein phosphorylation; cell surface receptor protein tyrosine kinase signaling pathway; multicellular organism development. The transcript has 18 exons. Gene Ontology annotation, molecular function: protein tyrosine kinase collagen receptor activity; ATP binding; collagen binding. Bases 170 to 2788 code for a protein of 872 amino acids. The record is from RefSeq and is a predicted model, not a curated record. Gene Ontology annotation, cellular component: signaling receptor complex.
ACUGUUUUUUUCCUGUUCCAGUUUAUCUAGUUGCCUGUUGCGCACGUACACCCUGUCUCUGGAUCGGGAAGCUCUGGCAGGACCAAAAUCAGUUCAGUAUUACGCGAGUGGUGCGUGAGAAACGUCGAAAUGGCCGUCGCGACGGCGUCAACGUAACGCCGUGAUCGCCAUGACUACGUCUGGACGCCGCUUUUUUGACAUCGCGGGUGCCACUUUGAUCCUGCUACUUUUCGGCCAUCUGUCGACCUUCCAUGGACUUGAACUUGGUGACCAGUGCUUUCAACCAUUGGGUUUGGAGUCUGGACGGAUCCAAGACGCUGCCCUGACAGCCAGCAGCAGCUACGAUUCAGGAAGCGUGGGCCCGCAUCAUGCCAGGCUGCGCAACAACAAGCAAGGAGGCGCUUGGUGUCCGCGUCAUAUGGUGUCCCGCAACUCCCGAGAGUACCUGGAAAUCGACCUGGGAAAACUGCACGUCAUCACAGGCACCAAAACUCAAGGGCGCUAUGGAAAUGGACAGGGCCAAGAAUACGCCGAACAGUACAUGGUCGAGUACUGGAGGCCCGGACUACAGAAGUGGGUGCGCUGGAAAGAUCGCAGCGGCAAAGAGUUACUGUCGGGAAAUAGCGACACUUUCACCAUAGUGGAACAGACUCUGGAUCCUCCGGCCAUUUCUUCCAAGCUGCGAAUUCUUCCCUACAGCGACCACGUGCGAACAGCCUGCAUGCGCAUUGAACUAUCCGGCUGUCCUUGGAUUGACGGGCUGCAGAGCUACAGCAUGCCACAAGGAGUGAAAAAAACCGAUCUGGAUCUCAGCGAUCGCAGCUACGACGGCCUGGACGAGAAUGGACAGCUGCUGCAUGGGCUCGGACAGUUGACCGACGGCGUUAAGGGACAGGACAAUUUUCGACUUGAUAUUAAAGGGCUUGGCAAGGGAUAUGAAUGGAUUGGCUGGCGGAACGACACUCCAGGUUGGGCCGGACUUCCGCUCGAAAUUCUCUUCGAGUUCGAUAGAGUGCGCAACUUUUCCGCCGCCCAUUUAUACACCAACAAUUGGUUCACCAAAGAUGUACAGGUUUUCUCGCAUGCCCGCAUCUUCUUCAGCCUGGACGGACUCAAGUUCAGUCCGGAACCCGUUCAUUUCUCCUACAUGCCCGACCUGGUGAUGGAGCACUCUCGAAACGUCACCAUCAAGCUUCAUCAGCGCAUCGGGCGCUUUAUGAAACUUCAACUUUACUUUGCAAGCCGAUGGAUUCUGCUCAGCGAAGUCUCAUUUGAGUCUGGGUUGUUGAUUGGAAACUUCACUACUGAGGCGGAGUUGGCGGCAACGCUGCCGGACUUCACGGAAAGAGAGUACGCCAUUCAAGGAGAUGAGGUCCAGACGGCGUCCAAAAACUCCGGCAGAAACAUCAGCCGAGUGAACGCGUCCGGGCAAAAUCCAGCUCAGAUCAAAUCAAAGGGCUACAUAGGCAUUCUGAUCGCGAUUCUAACCGCAAUAAUUCUCUGCCUGGCUGCUGCGAUCGUGCUAAUAGUGCUGAAGAGCCAGAAGAGCAGGGCGGCGCUUACCAGCGACAACGAAAAGAUUGCUGUUGAUGAGCAAUUAAAAAGUGGGGCUGCGCCCCAAGCCAUGCCACCGUCACCAGCGUUUUCCAACUACGCAGAUAUUCCCGAUUUGGUUUCGAAAAGUCGGCCCACUGUUGGUGAGGAAGGGGCGGCACUUUUUCUCACUGAUCCACCGCCAGUACCGCCCCCACCUCAAAACUACUACUCCAGGGAGGAGAUUUCCGGCUUGAUUUCGCACUCGGGAUACGUUUUGAGAUCGAGUUCACGUUCGCGUUUGAUGCUGCCGCUGAGCCCCCACAUGGGAGCGGUGGAAAGCAAAGUGGACACAUUUUCGAUUAGGAAAAUCUCCAGUGAAAAAUUGCGGGUGAUGGAAAAAGUGGGAAAAGGCCACUUUGGGGAUGUGCACUUGUGCGAAACGACCGGAACGCCUUUGAGCGUUAAAGGCGAAGCGACUUUGUGCGUGCUCUACACUCUGGAGGACGCCACUGCUUUGGAGGCGUUCAAGCGGGAGGUGAACCAGCUGGCCAGAUUGCAUGAUGAGAAUGUGGCCAUUGUGCUGGGAGCCUCAUUGCAAGAGCCUUCUUACUAUGCGGUGCGACAGUACGCACAUUUGGGCGAUUUGUGCCAGUUUUUGCAAGAUCACGUAGCGGAAUCCACGAGCGCCGUUGCCAGUAAUGCCCGCAUAUUAAGCUAUGGUUGCCUAAUUUACAUGGCCACCCAACUGGCCUCUGGCAUGAAACACCUGGAGCAAAUGCAGGUGCUUCACAAGGACUUGGCCGCCAGAAAUUGCCUGGUGGAUCUGAACUACCAAGUGAAAAUCUCCGACUUGGGCUGCUACCGGGACGCCUACAGUCAGGACUACUGCCAUUGCAGGGGUAAACAUCCGCUUCCAUUGCGCUGGAUGUCCUGGGAAAGCGCUCUUUUGGGCACAUAUUCCAGCAAAAGCGACGUCUGGUCUUUUGCGGUCCUGCUCUGGGAGAUCCUGACCUUUGCCAGGGAGCAGCCUUUUGAGUAUUUGCCCGACGAAAGACUGCUGGAGAAUUUCUCCCAUCAUUACCAGAACGAUGGUCAGCAGAUGUACCUGAACGUGCCGCACAUCUGCCCGAAAGAGAUUUACGACCUGAUGAUGGAGUGCUGGAACCGAAACGAGUCGGACCGGCCGACUUUUCGCGAAAUCCAUCUCUUCCUGCAGCGAAAGAAUCUGGGCUUUAGCGCGCAAAUUCACUGACAAAAACUACGCGCAAAGCUGCUGACCUGCUACGACAAUAAUUACCGCCGUUUAAGAAACUCGUUGCGUUCGCUUGAAAAAAAUUGAAACCCCCGAAUCCCCGUUUUCCUUGACACUAUUUAAGCCCUUCCCUUCUCUGCUUAGUGCCUUUUUACCUAAACUUGCCCCCAUGUACAUUGCCUGAUGACGGCCGGACGGGACCGCUAACCGAAACGUUGCCACCAUCGAAUUCAUUUGCUUUGUACAUAGAUGUAAAUUGAUACGGCUUUCGCAGCAUCACGACUUUAGCCACUAGUUUGUAAAUAAGACGUUUGUAAAUUCUUACUACUGGGCGUUUGUAUUUAAUAUUAUUAUUAUUAUCAUUAUUAUUAAUAGUUACCUUAUAAGUAUGUUAAGCCUGGAUAGAGCGGCUAGCAAAUUUAGGUACUUUGGACCAACGAAAAUAAACCUUUAUUAACAA